Molecule: messenger RNA, 706 nt
Organism: Zea mays
Lineage: Eukaryota; Viridiplantae; Streptophyta; Magnoliopsida; Poales; Poaceae
Source: RefSeq, marked validated
ACACACACACAUCACUUGCCAGGCCAGUUGCGCUUGCGCCGCGCGCGCUCUCUCUAUCUGCUUGUCGUGCAGAGAAAGUGAGGCGCUGCGCUGCGCUCCGCCGCGCAGAUGUGGGCGCCGGGCUCGCCUGGGAGGCUGCCGGCGAUGGUGGAGUGCGACGAGGACGGGCACGGGGACGCGUACCACGGGACGAUGGCCUCCUGCUGGGGCCGCUUCGGCGCCGCCGCGCUGUGGCGCAGGCUACGGCGGCGUGUCAGCCUGGUGCGGCGCAGGCGGCGGCGCGGCCGCUCCCUCCUCGGCGGGCUAAACUACGACCCGCUCAGCUACGCGCAGAACUUCGACGACGGGUGCCUGGAGGAGCGCGAGCCGGACUUCAGCGCCAGGUUCGCGCCCGCGCGCCACGCCGCCGCCGGCUCCCCGCGGCCCACGGCCUGACGGCGUACUAGAUUUUUUUUUAUUACGACGUACUACCCCCGCUCGGUGCUCUGCUCGCAGUCGCAGCGCGCCAUUGGAAGAGUCAAGAGUGGCAGGUAAUUGCUCCUCCGCACGUCCUUUAGUUGAUAAAUGUAUAUACAUGGUACACCGUACACGCCGUCGACUCGCAUGGAUGGAUUGGAUGGAUGUAAUUAAAUACAGUAGCAGGUAUCGUUAGUCGAUCUCGAUCGGAACGAAAAAUAAGUUCUUGCCGAUUGGCUGGCUUCCUUCA